AGGCAGAAACAUUCUUAUUGUGUAUGCUCACCAGGAGCCAAAAUCAAUGAAUGGAUCUCUUAAGAAUAUUGCAGUGGAUGUCCUGAGCAAGCAGGGAUGCAGUGUUACAGUCUCUGAUUUGUACACUAUGACAUUUAAUGCAACUGCAACCAGAAAUGACAUCACAGGAGACCUCUGCAAUCCUCAACACUUCAGCUAUGGAAUAGAGACGAAGGAAGCAUUCAAGAAAGGCUGUUUAUGUGAGGAUAUUCUUGAGGAGCAGAGAAAGGUUCAUAAGGCUGACUUGAUCAUCUUUCAGUUUCCUUUGUACUGGUUCAGCUUUCCUGCUAUCAUGAAGGGCUGGAUAGAUCGAGUCUUUGUACAAGGCUUUGCCUUUGAUUUCCCAGGCUGCUAUGACACUGGACUCUUCAGGAAAAAAAAAGCACUUCUUUCAUUUACAACUGGAGGAACAGAAGAGAUAUUUAGCAAAGAAGGAGCAAGUGGAGAUAUCCGGUAUCUACUCUGGCCCAUGCAACAUGGCAUUAUGCACUUCUGUGGAUUUCAAGUUCUUGCCCCUCAGAUAUCUUAUGCACCAGAAUAUGUGGCAGAAGCAAAAAGGAAAGAAAUGCUAAUGAACUGGGCUCAAAGACUGGAGAAGAUCUGGGAGGAAUCUCCUAUAGACUGUACCCCACCUUGGUAUUUUCAUUAG
Messenger RNA from Staurois parvus, 688 nucleotides. The record is from the annotation of a GenBank genome assembly. Lineage: Eukaryota; Metazoa; Chordata; Amphibia; Anura; Ranidae.